This is a messenger RNA of Talaromyces atroroseus, 1092 nucleotides long. RefSeq lists its product as hypothetical. The transcript is spliced from 3 exons. The record is from RefSeq and is a predicted model, not a curated record. Gene Ontology annotation, biological process: ribosome disassembly; nuclear-transcribed mRNA catabolic process, no-go decay; nonfunctional rRNA decay. Lineage: Eukaryota; Fungi; Ascomycota; Eurotiomycetes; Eurotiales; Trichocomaceae. Gene Ontology annotation, cellular component: cytoplasm. Bases 1 to 1092 code for a protein of 363 amino acids.
AUGGCUCUGGAGCUGUCACCCUAUGCCCAGAGGAGCCAGAAGAUAUGUUCACAACUCCAUGUUAGCGGGCAGAUCAUGAACGAGACACAACAUACACGAAUAGGGCAACACCAUACUCUUGAUCUUGAAAUGCACCGCAAUUUCACACUGGAGAAGGAAGUGGGCGCUGAAGGGGAAGGAGUAGGAUGGGACAGUAUAGCCAUCGACAUGCUUAAAGAUGCAGUUGAUGAAGGCGGCAAGAGAAGAGCAGAGGCUGUGGCAGUGGUGAUGCAGGAAGGACUCGCCCAUAUAUGUUUCAUCACACAAUUCCGCACGAUCUUGAAACAAAAGGUUGAAAUGUCAAUCCCACGCAAACGCGCAGGCGGAGGGGACCAUGACAAGGGGCUUUCAAAAUUCUUCCAAGUCACUCUCGACACAUUACUCCGCCAAAUAGAAUUCAACACAAGUAUAACAGCGACAUCGAGCAACAACAAUAACGGCGAAUCAGCGAGACCCAUACUCCUAGCUUCGCCAGGAUUUGUGGCGGCAGGUUUCCAAAAACACAUCCAAUCAGUGGCAUCCACAAAUAUGCCUGCAUUGAAGAGACUUUUACCAUGUAUUGUGGUCGUGCACUCAGCCUCUGGCUAUCUCCAUGCUCUCUCGGAGGUUCUUCAGUCACCCUCCGUGCGGACGUUACUAUCGGACACGAAAUAUGCGCGAGAAACUAAAUUGAUGGACGACUUUUUGGAGCAUUUACGCAAAGACACUAAUAAAGCGACCUAUGGCCCCCGGGAAGUUGAAUUCGCAGUCGAGCAGGGUGCUGUCGGAAGAGGUGGAGGCAUCCUCAUAAUUUCUAAUAGACUUUUCCGUUCGCAAGACGUAGCUCAGAGGAAGCGCUGGGUUGGAUUAGUUGACCGUGUUCGCGAGGUCGAGGGUGGAGAUGUCCGCGUCUUGAGUUCAGAUCAUGAAAGUGGGAAGCGACUGGAUGGUUUAGGUGGUGUCGCUGCGUUGUUGACAUUCCCCAUUGCCGAGGAAGAUUUUGAUUCAGAAGAUGACGAUGACAUGGCUGCGCUACCGCAUAAUGAGCAGCAGCAGGCCAUUGAGGCGCAUUAG